AUGAAUUCGACAUUCGAUCCUUUCGAGCAGAGUUUCACUCUUCAGCGUUCUGAUGGAAAGACGUUCAAUACCUCGUUGGUGAUUGCGGAUCACAACAUGGAGUACAUGCUUCGUUUGAGCAUCAAUUAUGGAACGCAACUUGGCGCAUCGAUCGUGCUCCUACUGAUCCUUAUGCUUCUGACAAGACCCGAGAAGCGCCUAUCGUCGGUGUUCCUGCUGAACGUCGCUGCGCUGGCGUCGAACAUCGUUCGAUUAGUCUGCCAGAUCAGUUACUUUUCCAGUGGCUUCGCAAAGACAUAUGCACUGUUGGCCCACGACUUUUCUAGAGUUGCGCAGGCGACCUAUGCUAGCCAGGUCAUGGCGUCGGUCUUCUUCACCUUGGUCCUGGUUUGCGUAGAGAUCUCCUUGGUCCUGCAGGUUCAGGUGGUUUGUUCCAACCUCCGGCGCCGGUACAGACAUCUUCUUCUCGGUGCCUCGAUACUUGUCACGCUUAUCCCGAUUGGCUUCCGUCUUGCUUUUAUGGUCGAGAACUGCAUCGUUAUCGUGCGCUCGGGAAACAUGAAGAACUACCACUGGCUAGAAAGCGCCACGAACAUCGUGGCAACUGUGAGCAUCUGCUUCUUCUGCGCAAUCUUCGUCGUCAAGCUUGGCUUUGCCAUCAAAAUGCGCAGAAGGCUCGGUGUAAAGGAUUUUGGGCCGAUGAAGGUCAUCUUCAUCAUGGGCUGCCAAACCAUGAUCAUCCCAGCUCUGUUCUCCAUCUGCCAGUACUGGGUUAAUAUUCCCGAAUUCUCCCAUAACCUCCUCACCCUCGUCACCAUCUCGCUCCCUCUCUCCUCCAUCUGGGCCGGAUUCACUCUUGAUAGUUCAAACAACACAGCCAAUUCCACAGCCUCCCGCCGCAACCUGUGGAACGUGCUCUCCUCUAACGGCACCGUACAAGACAAGCCCAAUCUGUCAGCGUGCUCGCCUGUCGCCUCGCCAAACACCACAUGCUACUCCGAUCCGUACUCUGGGAAACCUCACCACCAGGACCUGGAGGCGGGCUUUGGCAUCUCGGUCGAACACGACAUUUCCAUCCACAGCUACAGAAAGGAUGCCCAUUCGGAUGUGUGA
This is a messenger RNA of Aspergillus clavatus NRRL 1, 1113 nucleotides long. It is a transcript of the gene preB, whose product is annotated as alpha-factor pheromone receptor STE2. The record is from RefSeq and is a predicted model, not a curated record. Bases 1 to 1113 code for a protein of 370 amino acids. Gene Ontology annotation, biological process: G protein-coupled receptor signaling pathway. Gene Ontology annotation, cellular component: G protein-coupled receptor homodimeric complex; membrane. NCBI's taxonomy places the organism in Eukaryota, Fungi, Ascomycota, Eurotiomycetes, Eurotiales, Aspergillaceae. The transcript is spliced from 2 exons. Gene Ontology annotation, molecular function: pheromone binding; mating-type factor pheromone receptor activity.